AUUUGAAUCGCGCUUCCGCCAUCUUUCCAGCUUCAGUCGGACAGGCGCGGAGACUCUUCUGGAAGGAUCGCCGCGAUGGCCGCCCAGGGAGAGCCGCAGGUCCAGUUCAAGCUCGUCCUGGUGGGCGACGGCGGCACCGGGAAGACAACGUUCGUGAAGCGCCACUUGACGGGCGAGUUUGAGAAGAAGUAUGUAGCCACCCUGGGCGUCGAGGUGCACCCGCUCGUCUUCCAUACCAACAGAGGACCCAUCAAGUUCAACGUGUGGGACACAGCCGGCCAGGAGAAGUUCGGGGGCCUGCGCGAUGGCUACUACAUCCAAGCCCAGUGUGCCAUUAUAAUGUUUGACGUAACAUCAAGAGUUACAUACAAGAACGUACCUAACUGGCAUAGAGAUCUGGUACGCGUGUGUGAAAACAUCCCCAUUGUAUUGUGUGGCAACAAAGUGGAUAUUAAAGACAGGAAAGUGAAGGCAAAAUCUAUUGUCUUCCACCGAAAGAAGAAUCUUCAGUACUAUGACAUUUCUGCCAAAAGUAACUACAAUUUUGAAAAGCCUUUCCUCUGGCUUGCCAGAAAGCUCAUUGGAGAUCCUAACUUGGAGUUUGUUGCCAUGCCUGCUCUUGCCCCACCUGAGGUGGUCAUGGACCCAGCUUUGGCAGCACAGUACGAGCAUGAUUUAGAGGUUGCUCAGACGACUGCUCUCCCGGAUGAGGAUGAUGACCUGUGAGAGAGUGAAGCUGGAGCCCUGCGUCAGAAGUCUAGUUUUAUAGGCAACUGUCCUGUGAUGUCAGCGGUGCAGCGCGUGUGCCACCUUAUUUAGCUAAGCAGAUCGUGUACUUCAUUGGGAUGCUGAAGGAGAUGAAUGGGCUUCGGAGUGAAUGUGGCAGUUACACAUACCUUCAUUUUUUUGGACUUGCAUAUUUAGCUGUUUGGAACAGAGUUGUUUCCUUUCUGAAUUUCAAAGAUAAGACUGCUGCAGUCGCAUCACAGUAUCCAGUGGUGAAAUCUCGUUUGUUACUGUCAUUCCCAUUCUUUUCGUUUAGAAUCAGAAUAAAGUUGUAUUUCAAAUAAUCUAAACAAGUGAAUCAUCCCUUGUUUAUAAGCAUAUUAAAGCUACUAACAUGAA
Molecule: messenger RNA, 1125 nt
Organism: Grammomys surdaster
Lineage: Eukaryota; Metazoa; Chordata; Mammalia; Rodentia; Muridae
Gene: Ran
Product: RAN, member RAS oncogene family
Exons: 7
Coding region: 76-726 (216 amino acids)
Biological process (GO): ribosomal subunit export from nucleus; protein import into nucleus
Cellular component (GO): nucleus; cytoplasm
Molecular function (GO): GTPase activity; GTP binding
Source: RefSeq, a predicted model, not a curated record